Bubalus bubalis (water buffalo) is the source of this 6265-nucleotide messenger RNA. It is a transcript of the gene PGLYRP4, whose product is annotated as peptidoglycan recognition protein 4. The record is from RefSeq and is a predicted model, not a curated record. The coding region runs from base 2735 to 3859 and encodes 374 amino acids. Gene Ontology annotation, biological process: peptidoglycan catabolic process. The transcript has 10 exons. Gene Ontology annotation, molecular function: zinc ion binding; N-acetylmuramoyl-L-alanine amidase activity. Lineage: Eukaryota; Metazoa; Chordata; Mammalia; Artiodactyla; Bovidae.
AAAAAAAAAAAAAAAGGCCUUGGUUGGCAGACCUCAUGGUCCCGGGCUAACCCAGGACUGGGUAAGGCCGAGGCUGAGUUGUAGAGGCUGUGACCUGGGCAGGCUAUUUCUGGCUUGGUCAAUAAGUGCCCGAAUCCCACCCAGCCUCCUCACUGCCAACCAAGGCCAGAGGUUGGAAGGAAAUGGUGGUGGGAAGUGGGGUCUUCUCCUAGAGAGACAUUCAGAGCUGCCUGAGUGGGCAUGAAUUGGGACAGUUUUCUUGGUUCUGGACAGUGGGCAUGGCUUCCUCAGCUGUGUUAAAAGCACACAAGCAAACAAGGGAGCAGGCAGACGCUCAGCAGCUCUCAAUCUAUCAGUGAGCUUGGUCCCCUGAGGCCACGACCAAGAGGGGUCCCAAGUCUCAAUCCUUUCCCCUGACUCCUUCUUGCUGUCUUCACUCAUAAUCUCUGUGAUUUCUGGGGAAUUUUCUUUCCCCAUUUUCUGUUCCCUGGCUCCCGUUUUUCCAGUCCUUCUCCUCUCCUAUGUCUUGUGGAACCUGGUUUUUGUUCUCAGUGCGUCCCUGAAGUUCCAGAGCCUUCCAGAAAUUCCUGAUGAAUAUCUCAGCGUGUCCCUGUUGACUUCCUCUGCCUUGCGGGAAUCCCUCUGAAACAGGAAAUAAAGAGCUGUCACAUUAUCACCACGUUGGCGUUCUAAUGGCUGGCCUUGGGGUCCCUCUCCCUCACUAGCUUAGUAACUCCUUUUACUCAUCCCUGGAUGAUUACCGUCAUCUGAGAGGCAUCUGAUAAACGGUUGCAGAGUAACAUGUGACUGACAUGGCUUUGAUAGAAACUACGCUGAGAAGAUGAUCAUUUCCUGUAAUUAAGAAGUUGUGCAGCUCGGGAAAAUGCAGAGAAGGAAAACAAGGAAGUGGGGAGGGGUGAAGAAGAUAUGGAGAUAAAGGAGAUUCCGCGGGUGAACGAAGGUCUCUUGGAAGAAGCCAGGCUGGAUGUGGGGCCUCCUGGCCCAGGUGAAGAGUGAGACAAGGACCCUCAGCAAGGUAGCUGCUCUGGCCAAGGAGGGUGAGAGAGGGGAAGAUGACCAGGGUGGGGCUGGUCAACUUAGCAGGCCAGGUAGGAUUUUGGUCCUAAGCGCACAGAACUAGAGAGACCUGCCCACUCCGCUCUCUUCCCUCUCCUGACACCCUCUGUCCAGAAUAGGGUUUUUCCCUCAGGGAGCCCCUCAGCCUGUUAGUUUCCAAGAAUUUGCUGGUCUCAGGAUGGACCUGGGCUCACCUGCUCGCCCUCCUCUCUCAGGCAGCCACCACCCACCCAGUCUCUCCUCAGGGUUCCCACCUCCCAAACCUGUCUGCCGAAUGGAACCAUUCUCUUCUCCCUAACUUGGUGCUCUGGGGGCCACAGGCCUCCUCUCUGAGAGCUUCACUGUGGGUCAGGCCUGGGAGGUGGAGGCCUGGGAGACAGUCCACAGGUUCAGGAAAGCCCCAGGCCCUGCAGUGUCAGUCCCCAGGCUGCAGGUCUCCCUCCCCGUCGUGUAUCUCUGGGGCUGCUGCCACUUGCUCCGGUGGCCCAAGAUGAGACCAGGAAUGCCCCACUCUGCUGCCCACCACCCCAGGGCCCUUCUUCCCAGCCCUGGGCCUUUGUGGGUCCACAAGGGAGAACAGUAGAUGGAACCAAGGUAUUCAAGGGGCCCCUUCAAGGGAGGUUUUCUGGGGACCCCGGGCCUCAGGGUGACUCCAUAGCUUCACUCAGGACAACCUGUCCAGAUUUGAGGUGUUUCCUCAAAAGGGUCCAUUCAAUGGUCUCAGGAGGCUGCUCCACCCAUGGAGCAGAGGGAGCUCCUGCAGGUCCCCAUGGAGACACAUGUCCUGUGGCAUGCACACAAGGUGUCACGUGAAGUUUCCUCCACGAAGACUCAAGGGCUCCCAAGACCAGAGCCUCAGACCAUGAGUAGACGUGGAACACGUGAGGUGAUAAGUGUGGCUCUGGGCUGAGAGCGGCUGAGGGGCUGGAGUGUCUGGGCUUGUGGGAGGCUUCUUGGGUGGGUGGCAGUCUGAUGCUGAGGUGGGGGUGGUGGGUGAAUGGGCCCCUUGGCCACAGAGUGGGAAUCAGUUCUCGCGAUAAGGACAUGUGCGCGUCACCUCCUGGGAUGCACUUUUUGACUUUAUCUGCCGCUGCUGGUGGGGCUGACGGAAAGGGGUGGGAGGUGGGGUUUGGGGAGCAACCUCCAUCCAGAACCUUCAGACUCCUGGAGCAGAUCUGUCCUCUCAGGCAGAAAGUUCCCAGAGGUCAGGAUGUGACCCCAGGUCCCACAGGCACCCCUGGGUUCGCCAGGCUUCCUGGGAGCCUCGGGCAGCCGCACCCUUUCCCAGGGAGGAGGUAUCUGGGAUUAUUCACAGGGCGGGUCCCUGCUCUCAGCACCUGUCUGGUCUUGAUUCUUCUCGGUUAGAGGGAGCCGCUCAGAGCCUGGCCCUCCUCCUCUCCCCAUUUUGUUAGGGCUCCUGGCUUUCCUCUUCUCUCUGAAAAACCAGGGCCCAGCCUCCGUUCCAGGGGCGAGAGUGCCCUCUAGUGCCUGGGAGGGUGAAGGCGGCGGAGGAGGGCAGGGCCAGAGGCCUAGCCUGAAAGGAGGCCCUGCCAGCCAAUGAGGGGUGAGCCGGCUGCAGCUUGACCUGUGGAGCUGGGACAGCAAGGGACCCACAGAGCCGAGGCCUCUCCUGUCCGCGUCCUGGAAUCACGUGAAGAUGCUGUGGUGGCUUCUUGUCUUCUCCACUCUGGGUCUCGGGGCCUGGGGUGAUUCCUCCUGGGAUAAAAUACAAGAUAAACACCUGUCCGAGGGACUUCAGGACCUGCUUGGCAACAUCUCCCAGCUCAUUGAAAAAGACAAACGGGGUCUCAGUGGCGUCUCCACCAUGGUGUCUCGCAAGCAGUGGGGGGCAGACGCCACUGGCUGCAGUGCCCAGCUGGCCCUGCCGGUGGACUUCCUUGUCACGCACCACGUCCCUGGGCUGGCCUGUCAAAACCAGACCUCGUGCAGUCAGCGGCUGCGGGAGCUGCAGGGCCAUCACGUGCGCAACGGCUGGUGUGACGUAGCCUACAACUUCCUGGUUGGGGACGAUGGCAGGGUGUACGAAGGUGUUGGCUGGAAUGUCCAAGGUGUGCACACCCAGGGCUACAACAAUAUUUCCCUGGGCCUCGCCUUCUUUGGCACCAGCAAAGGCCACAGCCCUAGCCCUGCCGCCCUGUCAGCCAUGGAAGGUUUGAUCUCCUCUGCUGUCCGCAAGGGCCACCUGUCACCCGUGUAUGUUCAGCCACUCCUUGUGAAAGGCGAGAGCUGCCUGUCCCCUCAGCAGAAUGCAAGUCUCAAGGAAGCUUGUCCACUUAUUGUCCAGCGGUCUGCUUGGGAUGCCAGGGAGGCCCACUGCCCCAAGAUGAACCAGCCGGCUCAGUACGUGAUCAUUAUCCACACCGCGGGGCGAACCUGCAACAAGUCUGAUGAAUGCCGCGUGCUGGUCCAAGAUAUCCAGUCCUUCUGCAUGGAUAGAUGGGAGUCGUGUGAUAUUGGGUACAACUUCCUUGUGGGCCAGGAUGGCAUCAUCUAUGAAGGAGUAGGCUGGAGUGUCCAAGGUUCCCACACCUCUGGCUACAAUGACAUUGCCCUGGGCCUCGCCUUUAUGGGCACCUUCUCUGGUUCCCCGCCCAAUGCUGCAGCGCUGGAGGCAGCCCAGAACCUGAUCCAGUGUUCCGUGGUCAAGGGGCACCUGGUCCCCGACUACCUGCUGGUGGGGCACAGUGAUGUGACCAACGUUCUGUCUCCUGGGCGGGCUUUGUACAACAUCAUUAAAACUUGGCCUCAUUUCAGACACUAGGGAGCCCCUUUUCCGCCCAAGACCAUUCCCGUCCCCACCCCCAUCCCCUUCCCCAACCCCACCUACUGGUCCUCCCCUUCCUCUCCAUGCUGAUUCAGCACCUGUAUCCUCUCCUUGCCAGCCCCGUCCUGUCCCUCCUGCCUCAGGUUAGUAUGUCAUUUCCUGCCAGCAUCUCCCAGAGCCUCUUAAACCCUGUGGUUGGAUGUUCCCAGCCCUCUGAGCCUGGGCCCAGUCUUCCUCUUUUCUCACCUUCCUCUCCCUGCCACCCGUGUCUUCAGCAGGUGAGCUUUCUUGUGCCCUGGUGCACACCCCUCUCCUGGUGUGCCUUCCCCUGCCGUCUGCCUGGCAGCCCCCAGCCUCACGAGGUGUGACCCAGGUCAAUGUCCCAGCCCCUCCUCUCUGUUCACACACUGCCUUGCCUGAAUCUGGAUGCAGCCCUUAUUUCAGGGCAGUAAUUGUUUAUAGACAUUCUCUCCACUGGGCUGUGAGGUUGUCCAGUUUCAUUUAUGUCUGUGUAUUCAGUUCUUCAGCAGUGUCUAGAAUUCAGAAGAUGAGACAGAUAUUUAUUGGAGAAAUGGAUGAAUAAAGGGGAGUGGGCCAAGUCCCUGCUCCCCUUUCCAAUUUGCUGGACAUACCCUCUUUGGGCAAGAUUUGCUGGACUUUGGGCAGUCCCCCAUCCUGCCAGCAUUCUCUCUGUUCCAUUCUUUUCCAGUCCGAGGCUCAGAACUGGCUCUGGUUGCUUGUCUCAAGGGUCCCAUGUCCCCAUCCUCCCAUACCCCUGUGAGGACAGGACCAUGCGCUACUCCAGACCCAGGCCUAGGCUGUGUCAGGCCACCCAGCACCUCCCCACAUAGGAGAUGCUCAUAGAUAAAAAUUUAUAAACUAGCAUUUCAGAUCCAGCUAAAAAUAUCAAGAAAAUCAUGUAAGAUAGGAAAGAAAAAUUAACUAGAAGUGUAAAAUAUGAGAAAUUGGGUAAUAGAACUCAUGAGAGAGUAAGAAAUAUAAUAACCAUUUCAGAAAUGACCAGGUAAAAGAAGGAAGAUAAAAAGUAAAUGCACACAACAUAUAAUACCUUAGAAGAAAACAAAGAUCAAAUAAAGAAAAAAAUUAAAAAUCCAAAAUAAAUAAAAAAUGAGAGUAAAACAACUAUAUGGAAAGUAACCAAUAUAGUUGAUAAGCAAAGAAGUUACAAGGUAUGUAUAACUGAAGUCCCUAAACAUAAAAACAAAAAUAAGGGAAUAGGACAAAUACAAAAACUGUAAUUCUAGAAAACCUUCCUGAAAAAAAAGUUUUGAAAAUUUGCUUUUACUUUGCUUUGUACUUAAAAAGAAUGACUCACAAAGAUGAAUUACAGGGUGUAUUAAACUAAUGGGUUUUCAAUAAAACAUUUCCUUUGGGCAUUCAGGAUAAAAACCAAAAAUGUGACAAGUAAGAGAGAAAAAUGUCAUCAGACUUUUUGACAACAUUUUCAUCUGGAAAAAAAAUGGAAGAAUAUAUUUAAAGUGUAAGGAAAAAAUGUGAUAAUGUGAUCCAAGGGUGUUAUAGUCAAUAAAAUUGAGCUUCAAAUACAAAGGUCACAGAUACACUCUCAUCAACAUGUAAGAACUCUGGGAAUAUAGUCUCAUGAGCCCUUCCUUAGGAGUCUACAAGAUAAUGACCUCAAACAACCAAAAUAAGACAUUAACAUAAUGACCAGAGAUGAAUAUUAAUGUAUGUGUAUUUGUAAAUUAAGACUAAAUGAAGAUUAUCAAAGUGAGAGUAUAGUAUGUGAUGGUUGUGAGUGCUAACAAUGUAGCAGAUUACAGAACUGAAAAAAAAUGUGAUGGGAAUGAGAAGAGUGUCUGCAAAUUUGCUUUUAAGCUAUUUCAGUAAUUAUAUUGUUGGUGCUAAUCUUUGUAUUAUUUUUCAUGAAAGUUUACUGUGAGAUGUGGGAUCAAACAAAUGAGUAAAUAUGUGAUAUUCUAAUUCCAUCAUCCCCAGUGUUUUUGAAAGUAAGAUUCUCAGGGUGGAAAAAGAAGAGGUUAAGUAAUAUAUCAGAGCCCUGGAUUUGAAUUGAAAAUGUAAGGAUAAACUCACAAGGUACUUAUGAACUCAUGAAGUGUUUCAUCUCAACAUUUUUAACCACUGUCUGGUGAAUGUCUGGAAACUCUGAUCAAGCCAGUAGCAAUAAGUUAGCACCAGAUUGUGAGCUGAAAUUACAGUAUCCCAAUAAAAGAAAUCAAAAGUUCUUGGAGAAACAACUGAUUUUGUGUCUGGGGAUAGAAAAUGUGCAAGAUAAGUGUGAAACAUUUUCUCAUAUCAGAUAACAAUGAAGCCAAAAAAUGUUUUCUCAGUUUGGGUCAAAAGGUCUUGGGAGACUGCUGCCUAAUGGGAGAAUUCCAAUGUCUACUAUCUACCCAAUGGGAC